Molecule: messenger RNA, 1326 nt
Organism: Telopea speciosissima
Lineage: Eukaryota; Viridiplantae; Streptophyta; Magnoliopsida; Proteales; Proteaceae
Exons: 9
Coding region: 71-1315 (414 amino acids)
Source: RefSeq, a predicted model, not a curated record
CACCUUUUCGUCCCUCCGAAGUCCUAACGCAGCAACUGUCUCACUGUCUCGCCGUUUCCGUCGCAGGUGAAUGGAGUCCGGCAAGCCUACAGUCUCAGCCGACUCCCCUCUACCAAAUUAUCGCAUGGGCCAAGAUGAUGCAAAUCUUGAAGAGAGAUUGAAAUCUUUCCUUGUUCAGCUCCAAACUGAGUCAGGUAUCCUUGAACGACUCAUCUACAAGGGCAAGAAUCAGCACCGACGAUGCCUAUAUUUUCAGUAUCUUUUGAAGGUUAGGAGGGAUGUAAGACUUUUGAAAUCAGCUCUUUUGGGGGAUAUUUUGAAACACCUCUUCCAACUCAUCAAUGGAAUUAAACCUUCACAAGCUGUGCAUCUCCUAGAAAGUUUAAAGAGAAGAAAAGUUGACAAAGGAAAGCCCAAUUUUCUAGAGAGACUUUUGGGAGUUGCACGUUUAUUAUCUGAGAUGGUUGAGCCCAUGGUGAAGGCAGCUAUAGAAAUAUCUACUUUGCUUGCUAGAUCAUUUUUCAUGGGAUUCGCUCUCACAAUUUUGGCUUUGCUUGCACGCCUUAGAGUUUUAGUGCAGCAAGAUUUUUGUUCCACUCUUCAACAGAUGCUACUUGAUGUUGUCUUAGUGUUCAACUUGGCCACAUCUGUGGCCCAGAAGAAACACUCUGUAAAACUCCUUCAAGAAGGAAUUGAGGUUUUCAGGGAAUUCUAUCCUUCAAAUGAUGAAGUUGUCACCUUGGAGAGCAUUUGGAAGGUAGAUAAGUUUAUAUUAGUUGAGAGAACCAAUAAAAGUGAGUUCAAGAACCAGGAUGGGAAUCCUAAAUUAGAAAGAGAUAUUUCUCUGGGAUCAUCAAUGGUAAAAUAUCAAAGCAUUGAAGCUUGGCUUGGAGAAGAUGAAGGUUGCGACAUGGACAAAGGUCAUACCUCUGAAGAACUGGAUUCUACUGAUGCUGGACUACAUAAAACCUAUGCAUCACCUGAUCCAUUCAUCUAUAUUGACAACCAGACACAAGUUGAAGAUUUUGGGAAGGAUGGAGGUCAUUUAGCAAACCUGGAAUCGCCUAUCAAGAAUUUUGAUUUGGAAAGCACCAUAGUUGCAAGUACGAGCCAAUUUCCAACACCAAUAUCUCCAGAACUUCAAUCUGGAUCAAGCUUGAAGGUGGCAUUUGUAGCGGUAAGAAAAUCUGCACCACUAGUAACUAAUACAGUGGAGAUUGUGGAUCCGACAACAAAUAUUCAGCUCCCAGCUGAUGACAAUGAAGAUCCAGUUUUCAGUCUACUGGGUGGGAAGAUGAAGGAUAGUCUUUUCUGAACGAUUUGUUU